CGGGAGUUCAAAACAGACUGACUCCGACAUAGCUCAAGUUCACCGCGUUUCAUUCGAUUUUUCUCUACGCGCACCGCUGUUUUCAAUGGAAACAUUGUCGUGACUCGAGUCAAAGUGGAAUUCAGUACAAUUUUCCACCUAUGACCUCAGAUGCAUCGAUCUAAUCGGGUGUCGUGAUCUUCGUUUUGCGCCAAUGUGAGCCGUAGUUCAAGUUGCUACGAACUUAUUUAACUUAAUACAACCGCAUGGCUGAGCUACAGGGGCACGAGAAACGACUAUGUCAAAAUGGGAUUGUACAACCUCUACUUACAGAUUUAUACCAAAUCACCAUGGCCUACGCAUACUGGAAAUCAGGGAAAACGAAAGAUCAUGCUGUUUUUGACCUAUUUUUCCGCAAAAACCCCUUUCAAGGAGAAUUCACCAUAUUCGCAGGAUUGGAAGAAUGUUUGAAGUUUCUAAACAAAUUCCAUUACUCUGCUAGUGAUAUUGAAUACCUCAGGGACACUUUACCAGCAAGUACAGAAGAAGAAUUCUUUGAAUAUCUCAAAACUGUGAAUGCUACUGGUAUUAGACUGUACGCGAUGCCUGAAGGCUACGUAUCGUUCCCUAGAUUGCCCUUGAUGAGAAUUGAAGGUCCACUGAUAGUUGUACAAUUAUUAGAAACUACCCUUCUCACUUUAGUCAACUAUGCUAGUUUGAUGGCUACAAAUGCUGCAAGGUACAGGAUAGCAGCUGGUAACAUGAAACUCUUCGAAUUUGGUCUUAGAAGAGCCCAAGGUCCUGAUGGUGGACUAUCAGCUUCAAAAUAUGCGUAUAUGGGUGGUUUUGAUGGUACCAGCAACGUGCUAGCAGGCAAGCUUUUCAACAUUCCAGUAAAAGGCACUCAUGCACAUGCCUAUAUAACCUCAUUCAGCGAUUUCUCAGAGUUACGCAAUACCUAUUUGGAACCGAAAGGCGGAGGCAAACCACGAGACUUGCUACAGUUGACCCUCAGCUGGAGGAACAAGAUUCUUCCUUUAUUUAACUUUACCUCAAUAGAAGCUAGCGAGGGUGAAUUGGCAGCCUUGGUUUCAUUUGCAAUAGCUUUUCCAGAUGGUUUUAUGGCUUUGGUCGAUACCUACGAAGUUCAGAGGAGUGGUCUGUUGAACUUCUGUUCAGUAGCUCUAGCUCUGAAUGACUUGGGGUACAGAGCUAUAGGAAUACGACUAGAUAGCGGAGAUCUAGCCUACCUCUCAACAGUAGCAAGAAGACAUUUCACAGAUAUCAGCAUAAAAUACAAUUUGCCUUGGUUUGAAACAAUGUUGAUCAUGGCUUCAAAUGAUAUAAAUGAAGAAACUAUACUCAGCUUGAAUGAACAGGGCCAUAAAAUAAACUGUUUCGGUAUUGGGACUCAUUUAGUUACUUGUCAAAAGCAACCUGCGCUUGGAUGUGUCUACAAGAUGGUCGAGCUGAAUGGCUAUCCAAGGAUGAAGCUAAGUCAAGAUGUGGGAAAGGUAACCAUGCCAGGUAAAAAAGAUCCAUACAGACUUUACAGUGAGACUGGGGAUGCCCUAGUUGAUUUAAUCCAAAGAUCGUCAGAGGAACCUCCGCAAGUGAAUGAGAAGGUGCUCUGCAGACACCCCUUCGAAGAGUCCAAGCGAGCUUAUGUUACUCCGUCCAAAGUUGAGAAACUGCUAACACUAUAUUGGGAAAAUGGGAACAUUUGUCAGGACUUACCGAAUCUUCAACAAAUCAAAGAGAGAGUGAAACAUUCUUUGAAGACUUUGAGAACAGAUAUCAAACGAAACUUGAAUCCCACUCCUUUCAAGGUCGCUGUUAGUGAUGGCUUAUACACAUUCCUACAUGACCUGUGGCUCAAAAACGCACCAAUAGGAGAAUUGUCGUAACCACUUGAACAGGAGAAUCAAAUACUGAGGUAAUGUAAAAGAAGAUAGCAGCAAAACACAUAGCGGCGUCUCUAUGAAUACGGCCAUAUCAGAAUAUAGUAGAUCCUUUUAACAUUUGUCUGGCUUUGAAAAAAAAAGCUCAAGAACCUUAUCAGUUAUUAAUCUGACGCUUGAUGCGAAGUGUUUUUCCACAUAUGUGAUUGACCUCCAUUUUGUUAUUGAUUCAAGUAAAUAUGAAAAAAGGCUAAAAAAUAUAUUUUGAGUGCCUAUAACGCGUACAACGAAAAUAAUUUUAAGAGAAUCUUGCAUACUCCUGACUGCUUCAGUUUUGAAAAAUAGCCACAACCCGUAAUACAAAUUGUCACUCAAGGAUACAAAAUAUAUUCAAAACAGAUACAUAAAAACUCAAGAAUAUAAUUUUAAUUGAUAUCAGGGGUAUGCAAGGUUCUUGCGAAUUAUUUUAUUUAAUAAUAAUUCUCAGCAAUUUAUGCACGUGUAAUGUACCUAAAUAUUCUGAGAUGAAGGUCGACAGAAGCAAUUAUAUGGAAUCAAAAUACCUUUAUUUUUUUGUAAUCAAUGUGCACAAUAUGCGAUAAGUUUUAGUACAAAUUAGUUACGCUUUAAUGUAUUAUUUGGUUAUUAAAUAUAUAUUUUUAGGUAUCAAGAAGUGUUUGCAAAAUAUUGAUAUAAUGCUCAACCAAAUAAAAUUUUUGUAUAAAAUAUAACACCUCAAGCCUCAACCCUUGUUUUCUAUGACGACAGUAUGCAGCGUUUUAUUUGGCCUUAUCGUCGUCUUGAAUUGUUCAGGAAUUGGUAUUUCAGUCUAAAACAAACAAGAAAAAUUUCAAAAAUAACAGUUUUUUGCAUCCCCAAUAUAUCCACAAUGAAAUUAAAUACAUCCAUUUUUUCAUCUUAAACCUUUAUGGAAUGUUGUAAGAGUUAUGUAUUAAAAAUGAUACCACUUUUUUCUGGAACGAAUAAAUUGUUCAUAUGGUGGUGCCAGAUGGAUCGAACAGAAUUUUCCCAGAACAAGCACAAAAAUCCCUCAGAAUUGCUACCUACUUUAAAAAAAUACCCCGAAUCCCAGUUAAUUAAUUGAUAAGGGUAGGUUUGGUUCAAAGAGCCGGGGUAUGCUUUCUAUCAGCGACAUGUGUGAUUUUCCCCAGAACAUUAUAUCCCCACAAAAUCCCCCCCAAGUAAAAAUCCCCAAAUUUGAGUGAAAAUCCGCCAAUAUGGCAACCCUGUCAAAGCAGCACUGGCACUGCGGGUGUCAAGUUUCAUUGUAAUUCUUACAGCACAAACAGCAUCGUCCUAGUUUCUACUGGUAUAAAGGCUUCAGGGUUGCCAGAUGGAUCAGACAGAAUUUCCCCAGAACAACAUGUGAUUUAUAACUUUAUAAAACAUAAGUUUUUUGUAAUAUAAAUACCCUGUAAUACAAGGUCAGCAAAUCGGUGUAACACCACAUAGAAGAUGAUCAUCUAGUACUUUCUCUCUAAACACGUGUGAGACAAGUAUAGCUAAAUCUACC
Molecule: messenger RNA, 3414 nt
Organism: Acanthoscelides obtectus
Lineage: Eukaryota; Metazoa; Arthropoda; Insecta; Coleoptera; Chrysomelidae
Source: the annotation of a GenBank genome assembly